AUGGCAGGAGCAGAGAUCUGGUCUGCAUUGCCGGACCUAAAAAAACGGCCCGGCUUUGGAACGGGACCGUCACGCGAACCAUAUUAUCUCUCGACUGAUCAAAUAUCCCCAUGGAGAGACUUCUAUCACCUAGUGAGACAACAAUCUGUUCAGCAUUACGGCAUUCCUCGGGCGCUUCCUCCAACUGUUCAAUCGGAGCAGUACAUCGUUGGCAAUGAGAACGGUGAAUUCAGCCGCUUAGUCCAGCAUAUAUCGGAAGCUCUGUCUGUGACUCUACGCAGCAUGAAUCUGGCUUUCGGUGACCCUCAGGCAGGAACAUGUACUCUUGGUGAUGAUCCCGGGCCUGUACCGGAUGUCACAAUCCAAUGUUAUGGUAACCCAGGAGAGAUUCGCGUGGUCGGGGAGGUAAAGACAUACUGGACAACGGAUCUCAAGAAAAUGAAGAAGGCAGAGUUUGCUCGCCUACUUGGACAACUUGCGAGAUAUAUGGAUGACUACGAAACCGCAUAUGGGUUUUUCACGACCUACCAACAGACAGUCUUUCUUAAGCGGAGCCAUACUUUCACCUUCCAAGUGUCACCGGUGGUUUAUCACCGAACCAUAUUGACCCCUCGUUUUGAGGACGUAAGCCUGAAAGAAUGCCUAUUUUUCAUAGCAACCAUCGCAGCCGGAAACAGCUGGCAAUCCACAAGGAGAGUUGGUGAACUACUUACUAUGGGAACAUGGACAGCCCAGUCUCCCGUCAUUUUUUCCGAGACAGGAAUUUCCCUGACCAGUGAGUCUUAUAGUGGAUAG
Molecule: messenger RNA, 795 nt
Organism: Paecilomyces variotii
Lineage: Eukaryota; Fungi; Ascomycota; Eurotiomycetes; Eurotiales; Thermoascaceae
Exons: 3
Coding region: 1-795 (264 amino acids)
Source: RefSeq, a predicted model, not a curated record